This is a messenger RNA of Pochonia chlamydosporia 170, 1482 nucleotides long. Its product is annotated as glycoside hydrolase family 79. The record is from RefSeq and is a predicted model, not a curated record. The transcript has 3 exons. NCBI's taxonomy places the organism in Eukaryota, Fungi, Ascomycota, Sordariomycetes, Hypocreales, Clavicipitaceae. The coding region runs from base 1 to 1482 and encodes 493 amino acids.
AUGGCGCGGUACAUGCUUUUCGCAGCGUUGAUGCUUCCUGCAUCCUUGGCUGCUCCUCAGCAAGUUACACCGGGACUUUUCUCAUCCUAUGUAUCUCUGUCAAUUGAGUUGAUUGGAUUUCCCUCAUGGGCUGGAACAAAAGCUAGCAGGAAUGAAUUCUCAAACAACCUCAUCAACAACCUUGUCGAAGCUCAAGGAGCACCCAUGGUUGUGCGUGUAGGCGGCAACUCAGCUGACCGUGCCAUCUACGACUCAACUCUGAAGACACCAACAGCCAGCUCCUGUAAAAACGCCGACCCAGGCGCAUGGCAGUGCAUCGGCACAUCUUUCUUCGACUCGUACGGCGCGUUCCCCAAAGGAACCCUUUACUCCCACAACUUCAACCUUGCCACCUGGAAUUCGUCUGGUUUCGCUACCCUCCAGGCGACUGUCCCGUUGGCCUGCAAAGCACUCCAAGGGCAACUUGAAAUCUUUGAAGUCGGCAACGAGCCAGACUUGUUCACUGGAAACCGCCGACCGUCAGAUUACUCAGUUUCCCAGUAUGUAUCCGAGUGGAAGAAUGAAACCGCUCGGUUCGAAAGCUUUCUCCGCCAGGCAUGCCCGGAUAUGGCCAAGAAUGUAAAGUACAUGUUCCCAUCUGUCUCUUCUCCAGGUGCCAAACUCCACGGACCAGAUAUCUUCAAGGCACUAGGCACAGCAGAUUCGAAGAAGAUUUCUCAAAUUUCCGUCCACAACUACAUGGGAGGUGCGACACAGCCUGGUGUCACACUGCAAGGAACACUGAUGAACCACACUGCCGUUGUAAAAUCCAUAACCUCGCACGUCAACUACGCCAAGUCUGUCAGCUCCGUCAACGCAGACUACGUCAUUGGCGAGCACAACAGCCUUUACGGAGGUGGAGCGGCCGGUCUCUCGGAUACCUUUGGUGCGGCGCUUUGGGCGAUGGAGUUUUCGCUGUACGCUGCGUCAACGGGCGUUAUUAAGCGCGUGCACUUUCACCAGUCGAUUGGGUCACCGUACGCUGCGUGGUCGCCUGUCAAUCCUGCUCGUACCAAUGCGCCUUAUUAUGGCAAACUUGCUGCGGCGACCUUCCUGGCUGACUCGAAGAGCAUCAAAGUCCAGGUUAUAGCCGUUGACGGGAACAAGGACACUGAUGUAGCAUAUGGGGCUUAUGUAAAUGGGGACUUGAAGAGAAUUGCGGUGCUCAAUCUGAAGCAGUACGAUCAGGGGACGAGGGGUCAAAAGAAGCACAGCAUCAAGGUAAAAGCUGGGUCGACUUGGGUAGCGAAGAGGCUAACAGCAGAUGGAGCCAAGUUGACCACGGGAGCUACAUUCAACGGGUUCAAAUACGAGGCUGACUCUGUUGGAAAAGCCGCCAAGGUUAACGGAAAGACCACUGAUGAAGUUGUCAAGGCAGAUGGGAAGGGAAACCUGGCUAUCACUGUUAAAGAUUCAGAGGCCGUUGUCCUGGUGAGGAAGUAA